Cryphonectria parasitica EP155 is the source of this 2085-nucleotide messenger RNA. Its product is annotated as WD40 repeat-like protein. The transcript has 2 exons. Gene Ontology annotation, biological process: transport along microtubule. Lineage: Eukaryota; Fungi; Ascomycota; Sordariomycetes; Diaporthales; Cryphonectriaceae. The coding region runs from base 1 to 2085 and encodes 694 amino acids. The record is from RefSeq and is a predicted model, not a curated record. Gene Ontology annotation, molecular function: dynein light chain binding; dynein heavy chain binding. Gene Ontology annotation, cellular component: cytoplasmic dynein complex.
AUGCAGCAACGACGGGAGGAGAUCCUCGCCAAAAAGGCGAAGCUAGCAGAGCUGAAGCGCCAGAGGGAGUUGCGCCAGACUCAAGGCGGCGGUCGUACAAGUUUUGGUGGGAGCGAGUUGAUCUCACCGACCCCUGGCCGAGCCGAUAACCGCCGAGAAAUCGAAUCCCUCAUCAACAGCCUCGUUGGCGAGAGCCGUCCUGGGUCAAUAUCGACGGGCGGUGCUGCAUCUCCAGUCCACAGAGGCAGUCGACCGAACAGUGUGUUGAGUGCGGGAGAGCUCAGCAAUGUCGCGGCGUCGGAGUUCACGUUACCGCCUGGGGCCGAGAGCCUGACGCAGACGGUCUACAGCCAUCCGCAGGUGUUGACUGCAGCCCCGCUGACGACGGUCUACGAGUGUCCGCCCUCGCCAGUCAAGGAGAUCUUCUCCUACAGCAAAGGUGUUCAGACGUCCGAGGACUUGCUACCGGCGGCGCCACUGCGGUCGCGAACAUUCUCUGUGGAUUCGCUCGCCGAAGAUGCGUCUUCCACAUCCAACAAGCGCAUGAGCCGACGAGAGCGGGACAAGGAGGAGGAGCUCCGGCAGAAGAUCCGGCAAGAGCUGGAGGAUGAGCUGCAGGCCACGAAGGAGCUCACGGGCGGAGACGGCAAGAAUGCGGCGCUGUCGACGUCGAACUUUGCGAGCAGAAAUCUGACCAACGACGAGCUGGAUGCUAUCAUCGCAUCAGACGAAUUUGUCGACUUUUUUGACCGGUCUGUCAAGGUCAUCGAAAAGGCACUGGAUCAGUAUGAUAUCUUGACAGACUACACACUGCAGGCGGAGGACAUCGACGACGAUGAUGAGCAGGGCAAUACCGGGGGCAAGGGCCGGCGGAAGGUGAAGGAAAAACGGCAAUUCUAUGAUGAGAGGUGGUCGAAAAAGCGCAUGGUCAGCGCCAUCGACUUCUCACCCAAAUUCCAGGAGCUGGUAUUGGCAUCGUACACCAAGAAUCCAUCAGCCCCGCACGAGCCAGACGGCAUUGUCCAGGUCUGGAAUCUGGAGCUCCACGACCGGCCCGAAUUCGUGUUCCACGCACAGUCCGACAUUCUCACAGCAAAAUUCUCCCCCUUCCACCCCAAUCUCAUUGUCGGCGGUGCGUACAGUGGACAAGUUCUCUUGUGGGACACCAGAGCACGAGCUGCACCAGUUCAGAAGACGCCUCUGACCGGCUAUGGCCACACACACCCCGUCUAUGCCCUUGACAUCAUCGGCACACAAAACGCCAACAAUAUCAUAUCAUGCUCCACGGACGGGACCGUCUGUGGCUGGACCGUCGACAUGCUGGCACAGCCGCAGGAGACACUGAACCUGGCCGCGCCACCACCAAACAAGACCGACUACAUCAGCCCACUAUGCCUAUCCUUCCCUCAGGCCGACCCUACGUUUUUCCUGGUCGGGACGGAGGAGGGUACAAUCUUCCCCUGUCACAGGUAUGACCGUGCCGGAGCCAAGGCGGGUGUUGACCCACGAGUCAGUUACAAGGGCCAUGCCGGCCCGGUCAUGUCUGUCGACUUCCAUCCGGCCAGGGGUCCCGUCGACCUAGGCGACCUGGUCCUCUCCAGCAGUCUGGACUGGAGCGUUAAGCUCUGGAAGGUCCGCGCGCCAGCCACGACGUCGACCAUUGGUGGUCUGGGUGCCAGCGGAGAGGGCGCAGUCUCACACCUGAUGGACUUUGUGCGAGAAGACGUUGUCUACGACGCGGCCUGGUCGCCUGUGAAGCCAGGUGUGUUCGCACUCGUCGACGGUGCGGGCUGGCUGGAGCUGUGGGACAUCACCGUCGAGACGGAAGAGCCGGUGACAAGGAUAAGUCCCAGCCCCAGGAAGGACAGCCGGACUAUGCUAUCCAAGAGUCUCAACAAGGUGCGCUGGGAACAGCAGGAGGGCAAGAGGCUCGCUGCGGGUGGUAUUGAUGGUGCCCUGACAGUGUUCGAGGUUGGACCGGAUCUGGGCGGGAAGGAGAGUCUCAGGAACGAGGAGUGGACCAAUGUCAAGAAACUCGUGAAUCGGGUCGAGACGAUGGGUGCCAAUGGAGCGACGGAAGUGUAG